UCACUUGCUGCAGGUUUUCCGCAUUUUUCCAGUGGUUAUAUGAGGAACUGGGGACGAGAUACGUUUAUAGCUGCUAGAGGUUUAACAAUACUGACAGGUAGACAACAGGAAACAAGAUGUUUAAUAUUAGCGUUUGGUGGCACUCUACGACAUGGUUUAAUACCAAACUUAUUAAACGAGGGUACAGGAGCGCGAUAUAAUUGUCGUGAUGCUGUAUGGUGGUGGUUACAGUGUAUACAAGAUUAUUGUAGACAUUUUAAAGACGGAUAUAAAAUAUUACACGAUAAAAUAUCUCGAUUGUAUCCGACUGAUGAUUCGGAUGUCCAACCUCCAGGAAAAGUGGAUCAGCCAUUAUAUGAUGUUAUACAAGAAGCUAUACAAAAACAUGCUAGUGGUUUAAAAUACCGAGAGAGAAAUGCUGGUCAUGGCAUCGAUUCACAGAUGACUGAUCUAGGGUUUAAUGUAGAAAUAGGUGUAAAAUGGGAGACAGGUUUUGUGUAUGGAGGUAAUGAAUGGAAUUGUGGAACAUGGAUGGAUAAGAUGGGUAGUUCUAUUAAAGCUAGCAAUAAAGGCAAACCAGCUACACCCAGAGAUGGAUCAGCGGUAGAGAUUGUAGGAUUAAGUAUGUCAACUAUAAGAUGGUUAGACGAAAUCAACGCCAAGGGAAUCUACCCGUAUGAUGGUGUUACGGCAAAAAUAGAUGGUAACGAAACCAAAGUGACAUUUAAGGACUGGGCUAAUAAAAUAAAAUCAAACUUCGAAAGAAAUUUUUGGAUAAAUGAUGAGCCUGAUCCCGACAAUGAACCCAACCCAGAACUGAUCAACAGACGUGGAAUGUAUAAAGAUUCUUUCUUUGCUACACAGUUUUGGGCGGACUUUCAACUUCGACCUAAUUUUACAGUAGCCAUGGUUGUGGCCCCAGAAUUAUUUACACCAGAAAGAGCCUGGAUAGCACUGACUACUGCACAAAAUAAUUUAUUAGGACCAUUAGGAAUGAAAACCCUAGAUCCAAAAGACUGGGGUUAUAUUGGUGAUUAUGAUAAUGCCAAUGAUUCUACUGAUGGACGUAUUGCUUGUGGUUUUAAUUAUCAUCAAGGACCAGAAUGGUUAUGGCCAAUUGGAUAUUUUCUGAGAGCCAAGUUAUAUUUUGCUAGUAAAUUAGAGUCGAAGAAACAGGGUAUUUUAAAGGAAACUAUUGGAUUUAUAGAAUCUAGAUUAGCCAAUCAUUAUCUAGAAUUAAUGAAGUCACCAUGGCAAUCACUUCCUGAAUUAACCAAUUCUAACGGAUCGUAUUGUCGAGACAGUUGUCGAGGUCAGGCAUGGAGUGUAGGCUGUGUAUUAGAAGUAUUGUACGAUCUCGAGAACGUUGAUAUGCCAUCUUCGCUUCCUUCCUCACUCCCUUCCUCCGAUUCAGCUCCAGAUAUAAAUGGCAAUUUAUGUUAAAAUCCUUUCAAUUUGAUUAAAUUACAGAUCUAUAUUUCGUUAUAUGGCCUCUACUACAUGAAGAUUUGACCAGUUGUAGUGGAAGGCUGCAUCAGGAGUCAUACAAGUGGCUUUUUAACCUAUGAUGUUAGACAUUCGAUUAACCGCUCAGCAUUGAUGUCUCUACUAGUAGGAUACCCACAGUUACGUGCAUCGCACGUCAAGAACUCACUGCAACAGACUGUUUCAUUGGCUAAUCCCUCGCAUCAACUAAAACGCGGGUUAUAUAACAACUCUUCCAGAUCCUAGUGUAGUAAAGACAAGUAAAACGAAAUUCAAAACUAUAAAAAACGAAAAGAAAUAGGAUCUGUGUUUUAAUCAGAUUGAAAUCUUAUUCAAUACGUUAUAUUAACAUAUCUAAUAUAUAAUUGGUUUUAUUCUAAUAUAAAAUCUUACAUCUUCUCUCACUAAUAAGAUGGGUUGUGUGGUCAUGUGGUCUAACACUAGCGCUUUAGCUAAGAAGGUCUGUCUUAGAGGCAAGUGGUAUGGUUUCUAGCUCUAAGGUUGUAUAAUAGGUGGGGGGUGGGGUGGUUAUUAGUUCUGUCAUUGAGUCAAGUGGCGUGGUUUUGAGUCCAAGCUUUACGUGACAAGAAGUAUGGUCGCCUGUCCAUCCUUGUGGGUUUUCUCCGGGUUCUCCAGUUUCCUCCCACUGUGAUAUAGAGGUUAACGCAUGCGCGUGAAAUCACAAGUUCUGUCAUUGAGUCAAGUGGCGUGGUUUUGAGUCCAAGCUUUACGUGACAAGUAGUAUGGUCACCUGUCCAUCCUCAUGUGUUUUCUCCGGGUCCUCCCGUUUCCCCCCACUGCUAAAGGGCUUAUAGGGCUUGCUGCUUCACUCUACACAUUGAUUAAACAUCAACUCGUAUAAGAUAAAUCUGAUAUUUUGUAGCUCCAAUUAGUGGUCACAUUGAAUAUUGAUAUAACAAUUUCAAUAUUUUAAGUCAUUAUUCAAAUAUCAUUUGAAUAUUCUUAGUCAUUUUUUAAUAAGAUUCAACUAUUUGAUUCAGUUUACAUGUUAUUUUGAAUAUUAGGCCUAUCUGAUAUCAUUAUAUAUAUAUAAACAUGGUUAUUUGUUAUAUUAUAUUACAAGGGCAUUAGUUUGAAAUGUGGAUUAUGUGCAUCACCGAUUUUUUUUUAUUUGUUCCCAUUUUCUCUGUGAUAUUGUUUUAUAAGGAAGAUGAAUAUAUUGGAAGAUCAGUGUUCAUUUACAUUUGUUCUGGGGGGGGUUUUCGGUGUGGUUUCCCCUUGUCAGUGAUGCUGGAAGGUGGGCCUGAAAAGGACAGCUGUCUAGUCGUUCAGAUAGGACGAAAAACCAAGGCCCCAUGUACACAGUGGUGUGUACGUUAAAGAUCCCUAGGCAGUUUGAAUUUGAUAUAAGCAUAGGACGUAGUGCCGCUGUCUGGGCAAAAUUUCACUCAUAGCACACUGUAGGCCUGCGCUGUAUGCCCAGUCGGAGCAGAACAGUAGGAUGUUAAACCCCAUUUCAUUUACAUUUGGUUUAGAGAUAGACUAGUAUCAUAACAAUGAGAAAUGUUAUCCAUUUUUUUAUUUUUUCCUAAAUGCGUAUAAAAGUAUAUAUCAAUCAAUCAAUCUAUCUGAUAUUAACCAAAGAGAAGUUUUUUGUUUGUUUUGAAAAUUGUUAUUAUAUAGUAUAUUUUAAUAUUAACCAGUGCUUUCAGUUAUUGAAUUAUAUUACGUUGUGGUGAUACUACAUUAUUAAUAUUUAACUAGUUUUAUAGAGACAUAUUUGAUGUGUGAUUCGGAAGUCGUAAUUCAUUGUUUAAUUUACCAAAGUGGUUAUUUUUACGGACCCAUAAUCCAAUAUUGAUAGGCUAUUGGGAAAAUAGUGCAGUCGUACGUAAGUACGUAGAUGGGAUGCUUGCCUUUGGACCUGGAUUUCCAAUUUCCUGCCACCGUGAAUGCACGAAUAGUCCAGUUCACCAAACCUUAAUUUUUAAUUAAAUAUUCUCUUCGUCGCCCAUUUUGACAUUGCCUCAAUGGUCCACGAACUUCUUGUAUAUAAGCCAACGAAAUUCAAGGCUUUCCAUUUUCUUAUGGAGGCCAAAAGACAAUCAAAAGUAUUGAACUUCUGCCAGGUCGGCCAUUUUCCGGAAUUGAAGUGUGCAUUCGGAAUAGUGGAUUAUGGGUCCGUAAAGUUAAUAUACAUCAUUGGCACGACAGGAUGUGCCGUAAAAAUAAUCUGCCAAUAUUAUGUGCCGUAAAAAUAGCCACUUUGUUAAGGUAUAUGUCAAAAUAGGCUAAAAUAAUAAUAAUAAAAAAAAAUAGUUUGCUUUAUUUGUCAAAUCUAAACUUAUACCUUUGGUGUUAUACAUUAAAAAUAUAUUUUUAGCCUAUUUUCACAUUUUUCUCUGACUCAUUUUGCAAUCACAGGUCACAUAUAUAUAUAUAUAGAUUGUGUAUAAUCUAUACUCAUUUAGGAGUUAUUGUGUACGAUCUAUAGAGAUAUAUUGGUAUGAGUUAUUUUGUAUACAUAAUGGAGAUAUAUGGUACUCAGCUGUGAGUUAUUGUGUAUAUACUAUAGAGAUAUACAAUACCAUCUGUGAGUUAUUGUGAAUAUACUAUGGAGAUAUAUGGUACUCAGCUGUGAGUUAUUGUGUAUCAUAUAUAUAGAGAUAUACAAUACUACUGUGAGUUAUUGUGUAUAUACUAUAGAGAUAUACAAUACUCAUCUGUGAGUUAUUAUGUAUUCACCAUGAGUUAUUGUCUAUAUUCUAGAGAUAUAUGAUACUCAUAUGUGAGUUAUUGUAUAUAGUCAAUAGAGAUGUAUAAAACUAGACUGUGAGUUAUGGUGUAUAAUCUAUAGAUAUAUAUAUGUAAUAUUCAGCUAUGAGUUAUUGUGUAUAAAGAUAUAGGGAUAUAUAAUAAUAGGCUGAGGGUUAUUGACUAUAAUCUAUAAAGAUAUUUGGAGAUAUAUGUAAUACUCAGCUAUGAGUUAUUGUGUAUAAAGAUAUAUAGAUAUACAAUAAUAGACUGUGAGUUAUUGACAAUAGCUGUUAUUGUAUAUAACCUAUAGAGAUAUAUAAAACUCAUGAAUGAGUUAUUAUAUAAACUAUAGAGAUAUAUACUGGCAUGAGUAUAUGUAGAGACCUAAUCCUAGUCUAUGAGAUAUUCAGUAUAAACUAUAGAGAUGUAUGAUACUCAGAUCAUCUGUGAGUUAUUGUGUAUAACCUAUAGAGAUAUACUGGUAUGAGUAUAUUAUAUUAUAUUGUAGACUCAUCCCACCCGGCAAACCUCGGCAGAUUCUAGUACUCUACAUCUAGCCUCAGCUGUAUGACAGUUAGUGAUAUGUACCUACACCUAUAAAAUUACAAUACGGCACCGGUUUACUUAUUAGGAAAACUUGCCGCUUUUAAAAAGAAGUUAUCAAAAUUGCGUCGUUCGAAGCAUGUGUAGAAUUUCAGUGCAAAGUUUUCCUUGUUUGAAGAAAAUUGGAUAAACUUGAAAGAAAAACAGCUUCAGACUUUGAAAUAUUUGUAUGAUAAAACGUUCUUCAAAGGAGUCAUCAUGGGCAACACUGUUGGUAAAUCCGUGAACUGGAAAGUAGUUCCAAUGGCGGACUUCGUCAUACAGCCGAGGCUAGAUGAAGGGUACUGGAAUCUGCUGAGGUUUGCGGAGUGAUACUCAUCCUGCAAGUCAUCUGUGAGUUAUUGUGUAGUCUAGAGUGAUAUAUAAUGCUAGACUGUGAGUUAUUGUAUAUACCAUAGCAAUAUACUGGUAUAAGUAAUUGUAUAUAUGGGAAUUUUAUUGACUGUGUAUUUGUUAUGACUGGUGUGUAUGGUUUAUAAUAUUACUUAAAGGAUAUUAAGUUGUUAGUGUUUUUUAGUUUCUAUUUUUAGAUGUAUAUAAUUAAACCGGGAUUUUAUAUUCUGUUCUGUCGCAAAAUUUCAACAAUUACUUCCGAACGAAUGACCCACGGAACUGGGUGGGUGGGUUGAAAGACACACCGCGGAUACAAAAUGAUAAAUUGAAUGUCAGUUAUUUUGUCUUAAACUCAAAUCAAAAUCCACACAUGUCAACGUUUUCUUACUGCGUUGAGAGCCACGGUGGCUAAGUGGGUAAGAAGCUGGCUCGCUAGUCUGGAGGUCGCAGGUUCGCUCCCGGUGUUGGCCGAGAUGUUCAUCAGGAUUUUCUGGCAUGGUUUCCCCUUGUCAGUGGUGCAGGACAGAGAGUCUCACAAGGACAGCUGUCUAGUCAUUUGGACGGGAGGGAAAAACGAGAUUCUAUCUACACAUUAGCCUGCACGUAAAAGAUCUCUUGGUAGUUGGAAUUUGAUAUAAGAGUAGGCUGUCCGGGCAAAAUGUCCCUCAAAGCACACUGUAUGGCGUAUGCCCAUCUUCAUUAGCCCAGUUGGAGCAAAACAGUAGCACGUUAAACCCCAUUUCAUUUCAUUUCUCUCUCUGUCAGUGUGGAUGGGCAAUUGACCAAGAUUUAUACGUGGGUUAUUCAUUCAGACGCAACUGUUGAGAUUUUGCGACAAUCCCAAAGUGCCAGCAAAGAAUGCACUACACACAAACCAGUAAGAAUUCCACAAAUAGAAUAUUUUUCGACCCUGAAUGCCAGAAGUAGAUAUUAUACUCCUCUAUAAAAUCGUGUUAACAUAUUUCUUUAACCUACAAAUUGUAAAUAUUUACGUAAUCUUUUUAAUUUGAUGUAUACAUUUGCCUGAGUUUUGUGAAUUUUCCAUGGCGAUUUUUGUUAUAAGAAAUAUUAGUAAAAGUAAUUUUCCCUUGGCAUUUUUUUAACGUCUGCUAUUUGACUAUUGGAAAUAUAAAAAGAGGUAAAUAAAACUUCAAGCCAAUCAAA
Patella vulgata (common limpet) is the source of this 6303-nucleotide messenger RNA. RefSeq names its product glycogen debranching enzyme. Gene Ontology annotation, biological process: glycogen catabolic process. Lineage: Eukaryota; Metazoa; Mollusca; Gastropoda; Patellidae. Gene Ontology annotation, molecular function: 4-alpha-glucanotransferase activity; amylo-alpha-1,6-glucosidase activity. The transcript is spliced from 11 exons. The record is from RefSeq and is a predicted model, not a curated record. The coding region runs from base 40 to 1443 and encodes 467 amino acids.